AUGGCUCAGGAGCUCAAAGCUGGCGGCGGUGCCAGCGAGGUUACUCGCUAUCUCUCCAGCGUCGACCCCGUGGUCAGCAGUCACCUUGUCAAUCUAUUCGAGUCUCUGGCAGAUCGACCAGACAAAACUUGGAGCAAAGAGAGGAUCUCUGCUUUUAUCAAGGACGUUCAAAAAGACAAUCCCUCACCCGCAGUCGAUGAACUCCUCGCUCGAGACUCUCUCAACCUCGAUGGCUUCACCAACUGGAUGACGUCGUCUCAUGGAGCUGCUACAACCCCGCCCAAGCCUCAGGAUCUCUCAUACCCGCUCUCCUCUUACUUUAUCAGCUCCAGUCAUAACACCUAUCUCACCGGAAACCAGCUCUCAAGUGACAGUUCUACCAGGCCUUAUACCGAGACUCUGCUGCGCGGUGGCCGCUGUAUUGAGAUUGACGUCUGGGAUGGCGACGACUCUGAUGCAGAGGGCACAAGCAGUCCCUCCAGCAGCGAUGAAGAGAGGGGCGUCAAGAUGAUCGUGAGGAAGACAAAGACUAAAAAGAGAAGUGCGUUUGGCAAACUCAAAGAAAAGUUCGCAAAGACGAGCCUUCGUGAUAAGAAUGAGUCCACAUCCGCUUCCGAUCCCGCCUCCGCCUCUCGUGAACAGCCCGGACCCAACACUGAUCCUGAGGCAGGGGAACCCGAAGCCGCUAUAGUCGAGCCUCGAGUCCUCCACGGAUAUACCCUCACCAAGGAGAUCUCCUUCCGUGCUGUUUGCGAGGCCAUUCGCGAGAGCGCCUUUGUCGUGAGCGACCUGCCAGUCAUUGUCUCUCUCGAAGUUCACUGUAACGCGGACCAACAGCUCGCCAUGGUCCGCAUUAUGAAGGAAGUCUGGGAGGGGCUUCUUGUACCGCAGCCCGAGAAUGACCCUGAUGUUCUGCCGAGUCCCGAGCAGUUGCGCCGUAAACUUGUCGUCAAGGUCAAGUAUGCCCCGCCUAACACAGACGCUACGCAGGAGGACAGCGAGGAGGACGAUCGGGCACCGCCUCCAGGUGCUGAGUCGGGAGAUGCUACCAAGAAGAAGCCUGCAAAGGUCAUACAGGAGCUGAGCCGUAUGGGAUUCCACGCAUGGGGUGUGUCUUUUAAGAGCUUGUCGCAGCCCGAGGCAGGAAUGCCGACGCAUAUCUUCUCCUUGUCUGAGAAGAAGGUCAUCGAUGUACACGAGCAGCAAGCAUCUGAUCUGUUCAACCACAAUCGACACUUCCUCAUGAGAACAUAUCCGUGGGGGCUGAGAAUAGGAUCCUCGAACCUGGAUCCUUCCGUCUUCUGGAGAAAGGGUAUCCAGAUUGUUGCGCUCAACUGGCAGAGGUGGGAUGAGGGUAUGAUGCUCAACGAAGGCAUGUUUGCUGGCACAGGAGGCUAUGUCCUUAAGCCUCAAGGCUACCUACCUAAUCGCGGCGAUGAAGUAACCCAGAACAGCAUCCCCCGCAAAACCCUUCAUCUCGCAAUCACAGUCCUCGCUGCCCAAAAAAUCCCCCUCCCACCGGGCGACAAGUCUGCCCGUGGUUUCGAGCCCUACGUCAAAGUCGAGCUUCACGUCGAAGGUCCCGAUGAGUUCCACGGCGGCCCUAUACCUAACGAUGGCCACGAGCGCGAGGGUGAAUACAAGGCUCGCACACGAACAUACCGUGGCGACGUCGUGGACUUUGCCGGCGAACGUCUCGAGUUUCCUCCCGUUCCGCACAUUGUAGAUGAGCUGUCUUGGGUACGUUUCACCGUACGUGAUGAUGAGAUUGGAAGGGAUGAUUUGGCAGCUUGGGCUUGUAUGAGGCUUGAUCGGCUGGGUUCUGGUUAUCGGUUUGUGCAUCUCACUGAUUGCGAGGGGCGUAUCACGGAUGGUGCGAUUUUUAUCAAGGUUGAGAAGAAGCUAGUCUAA
Messenger RNA from Fusarium sp. VM40, 1911 nucleotides. Lineage: Eukaryota; Fungi; Ascomycota; Sordariomycetes; Hypocreales; Nectriaceae. The record is from the annotation of a GenBank genome assembly.